AAAAAAAUCCGUCACCAAUCCAACGCAACGCCGCCGGCUCCAACGGCUAGUUUCCCAACAGGCCGACCCGCUCACACUCCCCUCCGCGAUCUCAAAUUCAUCCAUCGCCCGACUCGCUACCAAUCCACCAUCCCAGCCAGACCAUCUCCUCCUCGCCACCGCUCUCGCGAGCUUAGCCGAUCGCGCACCGGGCCCGGUGGAGGAUCCAGGACCGCAUGGGGAUCCCGUCAAGACUCCCGGACUACAAGGAGGAGGAGUACGACGACGCCGUCUUCUACGAGGACAUCGAGGCGCCCAAGUUCGUGGACCUCGCCGCGUCCGACGCUGCCCGCCCCGCCGACGACGCCUCCUGGUUCUGCCUCCGCGUCGGUUGCGAUCAGAGCCACGAGCAGGUCGACCCGGACGCCCUGGACCGGAGCUUCUUCAUGCGGGUCAUGGCGGCGAGAAGCCCAAACGUGCGGCUUCAGAAGGCGAUCAGCAGGAGAAACCAGAGCUCGAUGCUGAAAUGCCCGCACUCUGCGCCUCCGAAGCCUCCGAGGGCCCGGUUCGCGAGGCUGAGCACGGCGAUGGAGGCCGACGAGAAGGCUGCGGCGAAGCCCAAACCGAGGACCCGGCGGAUCUGCGGCCUGCGAGUGUCACCGGUCCGGACCAAGGCGACGAGGGUAGAAGUUCCCAGCGCGAGGAAGAAGGCACUGACCACGCCGCGGAGCAAGGCCGUCCGGCCGAGGCAGGAUCAGUUCCUCAGCGUGAAGCACCAGAAGGAGCGGGUCGUCGCAGCGGCGAGGAAGGGGAUGGUGAUCAAGGCGCUGUUCAUGAGCACGCCGAGGAAGGAGGCCGGCCCGACGCCCAAGAGUAAGGAGGCCGUGUCCGAGGCCUGCUCCAAGUUGAGGAAGCUGAACCUAGCGUGCCGGGAAGUGCCGAGCAGGUACAUGUGUCAGUCGACGAAUCCAAAGACUUGCAAGAAAGGUGAAGAGAUCGCGGCGGUGAAGAGCGCGAAGAGAGGGCAAGAAUCCAGGACGAAUGGCAAGAAGAAAAUUUUAGGCCGAUCUGUCAAGUGUGCUAAUGCUGAACCUGAUGAGUGGAACAGAAUUGAUUGUGAUAACGGUGCUGCAGACGAGAGCUCACUUACAGAAAUUGCAAUCUCCGAUCAGGAAAGCAAGGUGGUGGUGCAGGACUUGAGAGUUGAGGUGGAUACGCUGCGAGUUAACAAUUCUGAUGACAACAAGGAGAAUCUGUCGAGUGCAGACCAGCUAAUUCAAGAAGUUUCGAACAAUUCGCAUUCUGAAAACACACAGUUGGAGAACAACGAGAAUGUUCCUCUGAAGGUGGCUAAAAUGCAGAACAAAGUGAAUCCGGAGCAAGGAGGAAAGCUCAAGAAAACUACAAAUCCUAGGCCAUUUAGGCUAAGGACUGGAGAAAGAGGAGUGCUGAAAGAAGCAAAACCUGAAAGAAAGCAGCCGUUUGCCGAGAACAACUCCAUGGCAGUACUCAAGAAUGCAAAUAGAGUGAUGGGACGAGACAAACCUGUCGAGAAACAGAAGAAACAAUGCACACAAGUUGCCAAACCAGCCUUGAAUAGCAUCCGAUGCGAUAAUGCGAGGCUUGCGAUGACGAACGGCAAAGUUUCUAGAGUAGCAUCAUCGACAAGAACAACCAAGACAGCAAGUCGUCUCAUGGCACCUCCUCAGAUUGGAAAGGAGAGGAAGACUUCAGUGAAAUUAUCCAGACUACAAGCAGCAGCUGCUUGAGUAGCAGCUGCUUGAGUGAGGAGUGUACGAUCCGGGAGGGGGGGAAAAUGAGGAGAAACCUUGACAAUGGUUUUAUUGUCUGCUCCAACGACGAGUUCUGUAUUUACGGCAUCGAAUUCGUUUUCUGAGUUUGUUAACUUCUGCACACUGAGCAGGGGGCAAGAUUUCACACCAGCAAGGAUGUGAACAUUUCUUUCUGCAAUUGGUGUGGUGAAAUUCCUCUGCUUUGUACCAUCUUCACCAACCAGAUUCUUUAACAUGUUUCAGAGUCGAUUCCCUGUAACUGUGAACUGGGGAAGGAGGCCCAGCCCAUGAGAUACUUUAUUCAGCCGUGGAGCCAAUGUUUCUUGCCGUGUUCUUGUUUCUAUAGAGCAUUGUGGGCUGCACCCCAUUUCGAUUUGAUCUGAAUAAGAUCCAAAUCGACCCAACAUAAAUUUGCAUCAGGAUGUCACGAGGGACGUAACUGCCACCCUGCCGCCCAACCAAUCCAAAACCAAGACCAGCCUGGCACGGAAGGCCAUGCAU
Phragmites australis (common reed) is the source of this 2273-nucleotide messenger RNA. RefSeq lists its product as uncharacterized. The record is from RefSeq and is a predicted model, not a curated record. NCBI's taxonomy places the organism in Eukaryota, Viridiplantae, Streptophyta, Magnoliopsida, Poales, Poaceae. Bases 216 to 1748 code for a protein of 510 amino acids. The transcript has 9 exons.